Messenger RNA from Peromyscus leucopus (white-footed mouse), 921 nucleotides. Its product is annotated as myotubularin-related protein 9-like. The coding region runs from base 358 to 921 and encodes 187 amino acids. The transcript is spliced from 4 exons. The record is from RefSeq and is a predicted model, not a curated record. Gene Ontology annotation, biological process: negative regulation of autophagy. NCBI's taxonomy places the organism in Eukaryota, Metazoa, Chordata, Mammalia, Rodentia, Cricetidae.
CGAGUCUUGAGUCUUCCUCUACUUCUGCCCGGCGUCACUGUCGGGUGCGGGAGCCAGUAGCUGCUUCCGCCCGGAGUCCCUAGCGGGUUCGGAUGCCGCCCGACGCUGGGUUCUCCUCCUCCGCGGCCCGCCCGUCAGAGGCCGGUGGCAGCGGCUCUUACCAGGCCUGCCGCCAGGCCUUCUCUGUGGCCGAGUCCCCGCCAGCGGUGCGCACCCCGCAGGCCUUGCCGCACCCGCCCAACCGGGGCGGGGCUCGACCUCCCGGGCCCGCCCAUUAGGGGGCGCCUCAUCGGGGCGGAUUAACCGCCUCCCCCCUGGGGGAGUCGUCAUCCCCCAGGCCGCGGCCGCCCAGGGACCAUGGAGUUCGCGGAGCUGAUUAAGACCCCACGGGUGGACAAUGUGGUGCUGCACCGGCCUUUCUACCCCGCCGUGGAGGGGACUCUGUGUCUGACGGGCCACCACCUGAUCCUGUCCUCCCGGCAGGACAACACGGAGGAGCUCUGGCUCCUCCAUUCAAAUAUCGACGCCAUUGACAAACGAUUUGUAGGCUCCCUGGGUACCAUCAUCAUAAAAUGUAAAGAUUUCCGAAUUAUUCAGUUGGAUAUUCCUGGGAUGGAGGAAUGUUUAAAUAUAGCCAGUUCCAUUGAGGCAUUGUCCACUCUGGACUCAGUCACCCUGAUGUACCCUUUCUUCUACCGACCCAUGUUUGAGGUGAUGGAAGAUGGCUGGCAUUCCUUCCUUCCUGAGCAGGAGUUUGAGCUCUACUCCUCCGCUACCAGUGAAUGGAGACUGAGCUAUGUCAAUAAGGAGUUUGCCAUCUGUCCUUCCUACCCACCAGCAGUCAUUGUGCCAAGUCCAUCGAUGAUGACGCUCUUCGGAAAGUGGCAGCCUUUCGACAUGGGGGGCGCUUCCCGGUACUGA